Messenger RNA from Papaver somniferum (opium poppy), 1394 nucleotides. RefSeq lists its product as uncharacterized. The record is from RefSeq and is a predicted model, not a curated record. The transcript has 7 exons. NCBI's taxonomy places the organism in Eukaryota, Viridiplantae, Streptophyta, Magnoliopsida, Ranunculales, Papaveraceae. The coding region runs from base 26 to 1195 and encodes 389 amino acids.
UUAUUUUAUUUAUAUUCAUCAAUUCAUGGCUUCAUUUUUUGGUCUAAAGAUUGGUAGCUUUCAGACAAUAUUUUUUGUGGGACUGGUUCUCGCAUAUCAUGUAGUUAUACUAGUGGAAGGAGGAAGGGAUAUUGCGAGUAGAUUAUCGGAAGAAGAGGAUUUGGAGUUGGAAAGACAACUCAACAUUCUAAACAAAUCACCUAUCAAAACAAUUCAUACUGGUUGGGGAGAUAUCUAUGAUUGCAUCGAAUUCCACAAACAACCUGCCUUUGAUCAUCCUCUGUUAAAAAACCGUACAAUUACUAUCUCGAAAAUAGACGAACCGGUAUCUACAAGACCACAUAAAACACUGAUGAGUCAAAUCGAAGGGUGCCCAAAAAGAACGGUUCCUAUUCGUAGGACAACUAAAGAAGAUCUGAUCCGAGCCAAACAUUUAUCUUCCUCAUCCAACACUGCUGGUGAUGAAUAUUUUGCAGGUAUGACUGUUCAACAAAAAGGCGAACGGUACUUUGGAGCCAGUGGUUUAGCAAACGUAUGGAAUCCCAAAGUAAACACUGAUCAAUCUAGUGGAGCUGAAAUUCAACUUGUAGCAGGCCCGAUAGAACAUGCUAAUUAUAUCAUAUUUGGAUGGACAGUAGACCCAGGAUUGUAUGGUGAUAAUGCGACUCGGACUUAUACAUAUUGGAGCAGUGAUAGUGGUUACACGACAGGUUGCUAUAAUACUCUCUGUCCUGGAUUUGUGCAACUCCACCCAACAUAUACUCCCUUUUUGCACUUCAACAAAACAUCCGUCAUUGCAGGCGAGCAGAUUCAAUUGUUUUCGAGCAUACAUAUGGACCCUGAAACCGGGGACUGGUGGUUGAUAAUAGACCAAACUGUCAAAGUUGGUUAUUGGCCAAAAGAUCUAUUCACCCUGUUUCAUCUAGGCGCAGAGUAUAUUUACUGGGGUGGUCGUGUAAGGUCUGGGAAAGAUGGGAUUGCUCCAGAAAUGGCUAGUGGUAGUAAACUGGAUGAUUUUCCCAAUCAUGUUGGUUAUUAUGCAUCUCUUAAUUAUACAAACGAGGUCGAGGGAGAUUGGAUACUUGUUCAACAAGGUCCAAUUUCAGUUGAUUGUAAAGGGUCUUACGAUGCAAGUUGGAAAUAUUCUGAAGACCACGUCCUUAUGUAUGGAGGACCUGGUGGACCUUGUGCUUGACUGGUGAAAGCUGUUGGUGUGCAAAUAAAAGCUUUUGUAACCAAAAAUAAGAAAGCAUUUAUAUGAAUCCAUAUAGCUUUCUUCAAUUGUUGUUUUUAUCUUAAAUUGUAGGAGUAUAUUUGUAUUCCAAAUGAGACAGAGCACCCAUAAAAGCAGUGUAAACAAACCGCACAAAAUAAAAACUUCCCAAUAACUGCUA